AUGAUUUCGUUCGAAGAUUUCCUCCUCCGCCCUUCCAAGGUUGUCGAUCCAUUCAAUCGUUUCGUAGCAAAAAUUGACCCGUUUCUCACUCUUGUGGAAUUUUGUCAAGUGAUUGGACCCAGACCUCUCGCUGUUGUCUCUCAACAACCAAACGACAAAAUCCGCGGAGUCGACAUCAAUGAGAUGGCGAUAUGGCUCAUGUCGUCAGAUACAGUACCUGGUACAAUGAUUGUUUUGGAAAAUAAUCAAACAGGGAUCCACGCAGCUGCAUAUUACUUCAAUUUGUAUGAUAUGCGAGCAAGAGCCUUUCAGAGAAAUCUAUGUAUCGCGUAUUUAUGCUCUGAAAAACCCACAAAAGAGCUUCUGAACCAUUUUUCAACGACAAUGAAGACACUAGUUUCACCUGUUUUAAUUUGCAACCGACGGUUAUUCAUUCGACAUGUCACCGAUAUUGUUAAGUUUUCAGACAGCGUUGAUGAAACCACUCUAAAACAGUAUUACACAUUAAAUGGAGAUUCACAGAAGCUCACUGAUGCCAGCAGAUUCAAUAUAGUUUUCGAGCAAACACGACUUCUGAAAAGUAAAUUCCUAACCAAGAGAUUCCAAGAAAUGGCGUUCGAAGAUGAUAUUUGUUGUGGUCAUAACACAGAAAAUAUGGGAGAAGCCGAAGACAUCAUAUGCUCAUUUCGAGUUCCUUCUAUUCCAUUGAGUCCCAUCGACACUUUGACUCCAUGUGCGUACGAAUCAAUAAUACCUAAACUGCGACAACUUUGUUCCGAGCUGAAUCAAGCCAACAGUCUCUCUAGUACAGGCGCUCUGUUCUGUGGUCUUCGUCCAAUUGCUACAGUAGCACCAAUAACCACAUCAUCACAUUCGUGGGAUUUGGAUUCAGAACAUUUGAAUUCAAAUGAAAAAGGAGAAGAAACAUUGAAAGCAAUUACCGGGCAUUUGGGUGAUGUUCUCUUCCCGCUACUUUGCGGUGAAGAUAUGGUAAUUUGUGGUGCUGAACAAAGAAGGAGUACAGUCGAAGAUAUGUUGGUAAAAAUAGGAAAAGUUAUUCCUAAAGAGAGGGCGAAUCUUGUGGAACAAGAUGUGCAGAUGGAGAAGGAUCCCAACAAAAUUGGCAAGGGAUUAGGAGGACUUCUGUGUAAUCGAAGUGAAACUGGAAAACUGGCUCGAUGGAGGACCGUACUUGACAUGAAUAGAUGCAUCCUAAAAACGUUCAGCUACGACGGUGUACUCUUAUCCGGUCUCAACAAAAAAAGAAAAUUUCCUUCUGAUCGAUCUCUGGUUAUGUUCAUAAUUGCAUAUCUGACCAACAUCUGCCAAUUGGCUUACAUAUGUCGUUAUCUGUUUAUCCGAUCACCAAACUCUAUAGAUAUGGUGAUGGGAGAUCAGCAGAAAAUCAGUUUUGACGAUGAACGAAUACUGAUUUGUUUGCUGAUGGGUAUCGAUUUCGAAAAGUUCAAUCGACUGAAGCAAUCAUCGAAUAAAGACGGGAGAGGUGCGAAACCGAGUAGAACUAUUAAUCUGUGA
This is a messenger RNA of Caenorhabditis briggsae, 1536 nucleotides long. Gene Ontology annotation, cellular component: guanyl-nucleotide exchange factor complex. The coding region runs from base 1 to 1536 and encodes 511 amino acids. Lineage: Eukaryota; Metazoa; Nematoda; Chromadorea; Rhabditida; Rhabditidae. Gene Ontology annotation, molecular function: GTPase activator activity. The record is from RefSeq and is a predicted model, not a curated record. The transcript has 10 exons.